Danio aesculapii is the source of this 484-nucleotide messenger RNA. Its product is annotated as protein-glutamine gamma-glutamyltransferase 2-like. The transcript has 3 exons. The record is from RefSeq and is a predicted model, not a curated record. Gene Ontology annotation, biological process: peptide cross-linking. The coding region runs from base 83 to 466 and encodes 127 amino acids. Gene Ontology annotation, molecular function: protein-glutamine gamma-glutamyltransferase activity. Lineage: Eukaryota; Metazoa; Chordata; Actinopteri; Cypriniformes; Danionidae.
UCAUUGUUUUUGUGUUUCAGGUGGUAAAGUAACUCUCCGUCUAGAGUAUGCAGAAUACAGUAAAGCCAUAACUCAGGACAGGAUGAUCAAACUGGUGGGUUUACUCAUCGAUGCAGAGACACGGGAAUUCUACCGAGCAAAGAAGACCAUCGUACUGGAUGCCCCUGAAAUAAUCAUCAAUAUCCUGGGUGUGCCAAAAGUGGGCCGGAAUCUGGUGGCAGACUUAGCGCUGCAGAAUCCACUGCCGGAGCCUCUGGAGAACUGCCUGUUCACUAUACAUGGAGCCAACCUGACGGAGGGCAAACCCAUCACUCAUGAGGUUGGAACAGUCGGUCCUAAAGAAUUUGCCAUUGCCAAAGUGGAGUUCACACCCAAGCUGCCGGGACAAAGAAAAUUAGUAAUCGAUUUUGCCAGCGAUAAACUUCACAACAUUGAGAGCUAUGAGAAUCUGGUCAUCUAUGAAUAAAUGAGCUGUUUUUACUUA